This is a messenger RNA of Aureobasidium melanogenum CBS 110374, 372 nucleotides long. RefSeq lists its product as uncharacterized. Lineage: Eukaryota; Fungi; Ascomycota; Dothideomycetes; Dothideales; Saccotheciaceae. Bases 1 to 372 code for a protein of 123 amino acids. The transcript is spliced from 2 exons. The record is from RefSeq and is a predicted model, not a curated record.
AUGUCCGUCACUCUCACCGAGAACCGCACAGUCUACUCUCUAGGCAGGACACUCGCCGAUUACGAUUUGCAACACAGUGGUGAGGAAAACGACGUCUCAGAAAGUCCCAACUCUCGUCCUGCGCCGCAAGGUGCCGGCAACAACCCAGCAGACUGGGAGGACAACUUUCGCCGGGUUCCAGACUAUCGCCCUGUCGACUAUGAUCUCGACUUCGCGUACCGCGACACCACACAGAAUGGUAUCGAGCGAGCUUUCAUUUGGAACAUGUUCAGUGGAAUCGUGCUCACAUCGGCGACCAAUAGACUUUGGAGAGCUACUGGAGGAAAGCUGAACAACACGUACUUCCGUUGGCAGGUUGGAGGAGAACACUGA